GGUGGACCAUUAUGGAGAGCAGAGCUUAGAACCCGGUGUGAGGAAGUAUUCCUGUGAACUCACACUGGACACCAAAACAGCACACAGAUACCUCAAACUGUCUGACAGCAACAGGGAGGUGACACGUGUGAGAGAGGAGCAGCGAUAUCCUGAUCAUCCAGAGAGGUUUGACUCCUGUCCUCAGCUGAGUUGCAGAGAAGCUCUGACUGGUCGCUGUUACUGGGAGGUCGAGUGGAGAGGAGGGGUUCAUAAAUCAGUGACUCACAGAGGAAUCAGCAGGAGAGGAGAGAGUAAUGACUGUUUGUUUGCAGGGAACAAUCAGUCCUGGAGCACAAUAACAAAGAAACAGUCCUCCUCCUCCUCCUCCUCCUCCUCCUCCUCCUCCUCCUCCUCCUCCUCCUCCUCCUCCUCCUCCUCCUCCUCCUCCUCCUCCUCCUCCUCCUCCUCUGGUAGAGUAGCAGUGUAUCUGGAUCGUCCUGCUGGCUCUCUCUCCUUCUACAGAGUCUCCUCUGACACACUGACCCACCUCCACACCUUCAGAACCACAUUCACUGAACCUCUGUAUGCUGGGUUUGGGUUCUGGUCAUUAAACUCCUCAGUGUCUCUGUGUCCUCUGUAGGAGGAGACCACUUCCUGUCCUGUUGUAAUGUCCCUGGUCUCGGGGGACAUUACAUGAGUGAAGCAAGAGGUAUCUUCCAGUCGUGUGGUUGAAAUGUUGGUAGUGACGCGGCUACACUUUGGUUGUGCCUUUACAGGAGAAGCAGCAUUUAGUUAUAAUGCUCCGUAUAUCUGCAGAAUCUCCCAGUAAUCAAGUGUCUCACUCUUUUAAUAAAUGUUUUUUCUAUGUAUUAAAAUGUGUUUUUUAAAUGUUUCUUUUGCUCUUUGUCGUAAGUAUUGUGAUGUUUUGUAAAGCCCUUUGCAUUGUCUUGUUGAUGUGCUGUAUCGAUACACUUUCUCUUUCUGGCAGAAAUGUUUCGUUCCUUUGUAAAAUGGAGAAAUCAUGUUCUCUGGGCUGAACUCUGUGUGUACAAACUGCUGGGACAUAUAUGCAGUUUAAUAAAGCUUUCUUUAGAGCAGCAUCUAAUAGCUCCUAAUAAUAUAUGUAAUAAUUGUUAUGAAGUUCAAUAAAGGUUUGAAAACAAAACAAUCUGUCAA
This is a messenger RNA of Gymnodraco acuticeps, 1155 nucleotides long. RefSeq names its product neoverrucotoxin subunit beta-like. Lineage: Eukaryota; Metazoa; Chordata; Actinopteri; Perciformes; Bathydraconidae. The record is from RefSeq and is a predicted model, not a curated record. The annotation marks the transcript as partial. The transcript is spliced from 4 exons. Gene Ontology annotation, molecular function: protein binding.